GGCCCGCGUACGGCAAAAAAAAAAAAAAAAGAAGAACACAUAAUCAAGAGUAUAUUGGGAGACGGAAACAGAUUCUUUUUGAUUAUCCCCUACUGUUAAUAGAGAGAAAAAUGUCUUCAGAUAACCAGUGCUCAGCAGAUGAGGACGAAGGCCAGUUAUCCCGACUGAUCAGGAAAUCUAGAGAUUCCCCCUUUGUCCCUGCAGGGAUAGCAGGCUUUACGACUGUGGGGUCCUAUGGUCUUUACAAGUUAAAAUACAGAAGAGAUCAGAAAAUGGCCAUUCAUCUUAUUGACAUGAGAGUUGCUGCCCAAGGAUUUGUUGUUAAGAGCUGGACUUUGGGUGUUCUCUAUUCUGUGUAUAAGGAUUACAUUAGACCUCGAUCCUUUAAUGUGUCCAAAAAAUGAACCUUCAGACAAGAAAAACAAGAAGCCUUCUGAAAACUUUAUUAUGAAGAAUUUUUAAUAUGUAGCAAAUUAUACUGCAGAAGUUUCAGCCGGAAUUCUCAUAGACUUCAGCUGUUUAAGAAGUUGAUUUCCAAAUCAACAAUCAUAGUCAGCUCAAAAAUAUCUUUCUUGAUGUCUUUCAAAAGCUAGGCCAUGAUUUUCUGACUUUUAAAAUUUUUAUUUUCUAGUUAGUGGCAGAAAAUAAUCUAUAUUAUGCCAAAUCAAUCUGAAAAUUAGGAGUUAUAUAGUGGCUACAGAAAAAUUUUCUCUAUCCAUAUUAAAUACGAUGCUCUAUUCAUAGCUUGAUUCUCCACAAACAGGGCAAGGUAAUUAAGGCUUUCAUAACCUCCUUUUUAGAAUGGGCAAAAAUUACAUCAGAGGAGAAUGGCCAUGUUGUUAUUUAAAUCUGGUUCACCACUGUGCACCUCACCCUUAUAUAAAAACUUGACUAUUUUAGCACAAAUGUAAAGGUCUUAACAUUUAAAUAUUUGUGUAUUCAUUUUUAUACUUCUUGAAAGUAUUUCUAGGAGUACAAAGGUAAAUUGCUAAAAAAAAUCCCUUUUCCCUCAGAUGGCAGUAUGGAGGGAAAAAAGGAUUUAGUCCAGAAGUGCUACUGCUAAUCUGGUAUGACACUGUAGAAAACACAAGAAAUAAAGAAUAUAUUAAAUGUUAAGUAUACCUGUGGCAUCAAACUCCUCUGUAAUUGCCCUAGGGUUCUAAAAACUAAGCUAGGGCUUCCCUGGUGGUGCAGUGGUUUAGAGUCUGCCUGCCGAUGCAGGGGACACGGGUUCGUGCCCCGGUCUGGGAA
Molecule: messenger RNA, 1251 nt
Organism: Physeter macrocephalus (sperm whale)
Lineage: Eukaryota; Metazoa; Chordata; Mammalia; Artiodactyla; Physeteridae
Gene: HIGD1C
Product: HIG1 hypoxia inducible domain family member 1C
Exons: 4
Coding region: 111-404 (97 amino acids)
Biological process (GO): negative regulation of apoptotic process; mitochondrial respirasome assembly
Cellular component (GO): mitochondrion
Source: RefSeq, a predicted model, not a curated record